AUGCAUUUUGAUUUUAAAGGAGCCCCUCCAAAACCUUCUUAUUUUAUUUCUUUAUUACCUCUUUUGCAAAAUAUGGGGUUUAAUGGAUUACUUAUUGAAUGGGAAGAUAUGUUCCCCUAUAAAGGAAGACUUGCUAAUGCAAUUAAUGGGGAUGCUUACACAAUGGAUGAGAUUUUUACCCCGAAUUCGACUAUGUCUAAUUCGUAUCCUGGAUUUAGAAUAAACAAAUUAUUUGUUCACAUUGUUCUAAGCACACCAGCUACCUAA
Meloidogyne enterolobii is the source of this 267-nucleotide messenger RNA. NCBI's taxonomy places the organism in Eukaryota, Metazoa, Nematoda, Chromadorea, Rhabditida, Meloidogynidae. The record is from the annotation of a GenBank genome assembly.